This is a messenger RNA of Carassius carassius (crucian carp), 13340 nucleotides long. It is a transcript of the gene dync2h1, whose product is annotated as dynein cytoplasmic 2 heavy chain 1. Gene Ontology annotation, cellular component: dynein complex. Gene Ontology annotation, biological process: microtubule-based movement. The transcript is spliced from 91 exons. Gene Ontology annotation, molecular function: ATP hydrolysis activity; dynein light intermediate chain binding; ATP binding. NCBI's taxonomy places the organism in Eukaryota, Metazoa, Chordata, Actinopteri, Cypriniformes, Cyprinidae. The record is from RefSeq and is a predicted model, not a curated record. Bases 275 to 13183 code for a protein of 4302 amino acids.
UCACCGCCAGUGCGCCACAACAUUCCCUGAAGCGGAGGCUGCAGAUCCACCGACAGAUGACACGGAUCUGAUAUCGACGAAGCGUUUUAAAGCGUUUCUUCACAACCGACUGCGCUCCGUGUAAGUUAACAGAAGCGCUUAUUUGAUUCUGCAGGAGUAAAGUCCCUUCAUGUGAGACGAAGAGAUGUCGGUUAGCUUAGCCGUUAGCGCGCUAAUCCUUCAGCACAACUGAUCAAACUGUCACAGUCUCUGAUGAUAUUUAAACAGGUGAAAGAUGUCCGGGACAGAUGACCCUCGUAAACUCUUCCUCCUGACCACGGCGGGAAACUACUUCAGUCUGGACACACAAGCGUCUCUGUCCAGUUGCCGUCCUCUCGAUAACUUCUUAGAUGAUAGCAAUGAGUUCCUGCUCACCGUCAGCAGAGACACAGACGAGCUGCUCUUCUCCAACAAGCUGGAGAACAUGGACGGCGACGGCAGGGUUCUGCUGUUCUUCAAGCCUCAUCCGUGUGUGGUGAGCGAGGAGAACCUGCACCGAUCCGUCCUGGUGUCCUCCAUGCUGGAGUCUCCCAUCAGCACCCUGUACCAGGCUCUGAAACAGGUCUACGGCCCCGUUCUGCUGCAGGAUGAUAAAUGGAGUCAGUCGUUCGACUCAAAGCUCCAGUCUCUGCUCACGGAUCUUGAGGUCGGGCUGGGCUCUGUGCUCAGACAGGAUUCUGGGGAACGGAGUCAUUCAGAGACGGAUGUGUCGAGUAUCAUGACCCCUCUGGAUGAGUUCUGCUUCUGGGCUGAUGUCAGUCGCUCUGGACAGCAUAGCAGAGACAGAGACAGAGCAGCACACUUCUCUGAACUCUUCACCACCGUUGAGAAGGACUACAGCAAUCUGGACAGUUUCAGUCUGGUGGAGGUACUGGACCUGAUUGAGAGCACCCGUGAGACAGUAGAUGAUGUGUGGAAACAGAAUGAGCACGCCCCCUACCCCGAGACACGCAUGAUCCGACUCAUGGAUGUCAUAGGCGGAGCUCUCGGCAGGUUUGUACAAAGGAAGCUGAGCAGCCUGCACUUGUGGGAUGAUCCAUAUUUCACAGUCAGGGAGGGGCUUAAAGGGGGCGUGGCUGCCUGUGAGCAGUGGGUGGCGGUCUGUGAACACCUGACUGGUCAGGUGUGGAAACGCUACUCGCCUCAUCCGUGGAGCGGAGAGAAGCACCGCCCACAGGGGCUGCAGAGUCUUGCUCAGCGAUUGGAGGAGGUGCUGCAGGUGCGAUCUGUGUGUGAGAAACUGCAGCGUUUAUUAUCCGGAGGGAAGCUGCAGGUUUCACCCGCACGUGUGUAUCAGCCUUUCACAGGGCUCAACCCAAUACACUACAACCCUUAUACUGAGCCCUUAUGGAGAGCUGCAGUGUCUCAGUUUGAUCGACUCAUCACUCCAGCAGAACAGGAAGCAGCUGGAAAGCUCAAGACCUUCAUAAUAGAUACACAGGACAGUCCACAGCAGCUGCUGCAGGUGUUUCAGAAACACAGAGAACUGAUCAAACGACCCACAAUCAGCAAAGAACUGCAGCCCGAGAGAGAAACGCUUCUGACACGACUGCUGGACUACAACAAGGGACUGCGGGUGGAUUUUGAGAACCGCUGUCACGGGGCUCCAGGAGAGAAAACCGGUCCUCUAGCAGGACGAAACCUUCCAGAGGUCAUCAACAAUAUUGUGUGGGUCAGACAGCUGCUGCUUAAGGUGGAGGACUCUCUGAAGAUGGCAGACGCGUUGCUCUCCGACCUGUCUGGGUUUCGGCCGCUGCUCCGUUUCUGUGAUGAGCUUCAGGAGCAGAUGAGAUUGUACGAGCAGGAGCAGUUUGAAGACUGGAGCAGAGACCUGCUGUCAGGACUGUCUGACCCCAAAUCUGGAAUCAGUUUGCAGGCCAGUAAUCGUGUCAUGGAGUUGGAUCACAUGGACGGUAAACUGAAGAUCCAGUACUCGGACCGGCUGGUGAGUUUACUCCGAGAGGUUCGGCAGCUGUCCGCUCUGGGCUUCACCAUCCCUGCUAAGAUCCAGCAGGCGGCAAACACUGCCGACAAGUUCUACAGACAGGCCAUCAUCCUCAAACAGGUGGCUCAUUUCUACAACACCAUUGAUCAGCAGAUGAUCCCUUCUCAACGACCCAUGAUGCUCGGCUGUGCUCUGGCCUUUGAACAGGUCAUCAAGCAGAAUCCAUGCUCUCAAUCCCGUGACGAAGGCGGAAAACUCCAGAUCACGUGGGAGAAUCCUAAAGAGCUGGAGCAGUACAUCAGUAAACUGCAGAGCGCCGCGGAGAGACUCUCCACAGAGAACCGCAAACUCAGGAAGUGGCACACCGACUUCACCGACAAGGUGGUGAGUCUGAUGGGAGUGGAUCUCUUGCGUCAGCAGCAGAGGUGGAAAGAUGCUCUUCAGGAUCUCAGGACUGGAUUCGCCACACUAGAGUCUCAGGGGUUUCGUGCAGGAGACAUGAGGGCCUGGCGGCAGCACUGGAACCAUCAGCUGUAUAAAGCUCUGGAGCAUCAGUAUCAGGUGGGACUGGAGGCCCUCAACAAGAACCUGCCGGAGAUAAACAUCGACCUCAUCUUCAAGCAGGGGCGGCUGCAGUUCCGUCCUGCGUUUGAGGAGGUCAGAGCAAAGUACUACCGCGAGAUGAAAAGGUUCAUCUGCAUCCCGAACCAGUUUAAGGGCGUGAGCGAGACGGGAGAGGAGCUCAUAUUCACCUGCAUGAUCGAACGCAACGCCAGCGGCUUCCUGACCAUCUUCAGCAAAGCCGAACACCUCUUCAGUCGACUCACACACAUGCUGGACAAGUUUAAGGACUGGGUGGUUCUGGGGCAGGUGGAUGUGGAUGUUCUGGUGGAGAAACACCUUCACAACGUCCAGGACUGGGAGAGGAACUUCAGAGCUCUCAAAGCCAAAGGAAAAGAAGCCGAGCGGCUGCCCAGCACAGAGAAGGUGGACUGCAUCACGGUGAACUGUGAACCUGUCAGAGGGGCUGUGGACGAUCUCAUCCAGAGGCUGUUUGACGCUCUGCUGACGUCCCUGAGGAGAUCCAUCCAGGGUCACAUUCAGGUCAUAGACUCUUUCUUAAGCAGUUCGAUGGAGACGUUAUCCUCACGUCCUGAGAGCAUCGAUGAGAUCGGAGAGGCCAAUGCCAAACAUGGCCAAUUACAGACCCAGAAACCCGAGAUACUGCCUCAGUUCCAGCAGGCGGAGGAGAAGAACAGGCUGCUGCGCUCCGUGGCGGGUGGAGGACUGGACUCCAUCAGCUCCCUGAGAGCCAGAUGGGACAAGUUUGAGCUCAUGAUGGAGAGUCAUCAGCUCAUGAUUAAAGAACAGGUGGAAGUGAUGAAGGGGAACGUGGAGUCUCGGGUGCAGGUUUACCUGCAGGACCUGCAGAAGUUCAGAGCUCGCUGGGACCAGCUCAAACCGGGGCAUGACAUCAUCGAGUCAGGUGACCACGAGACUCUGCAGCGCUGCGUCCAGAACAUCCACGACAGACGAGCCGAGUUCAGCGAGCUGGAGAACACGCGCAAGAAACUCAUGGAGGACUGCGAACACUUUAACCUGAGCCCUCCUGACGUGUCUCUGGCGACCGACACGCUGCGGGAUCUGCAGGAGUGUUCAGAGAUGUGGGAACUUUAUGAGCAGUUUCAGCAGGGACUGGAUGAACACGCAGAGCAGGACUGGAUCUCCUUCAGGAGUAAGACUCACAUGUUCGAGGAGUUUCUGUUCGCGUGGCACGACCGUCUGAGGAAGCUGCAGGAGCACAGCAGCAUGUCUGUCAAACUGCAGAAGGAAGUGGACAGAUACAAGGCCGUGGUUCCAGUGUUGAAGUACGUGAGAGGAGAGCAGCUCUCUCAGGAACACUGGCUGGAUCUGUUCAGGCUCGUCUCUCUGCCCAGAGGAACCACACUCGAGAGACUGCAGUUCAGAGACCUGCUGAAGGUCACUGACAACAUCAUCGACAGAGCCCUGGAGCUCAAGGAUCUGAACAGUCGUGCUCAGGCCGAGGUCACCAUCCGUGAGGCCCUGCGUGAGCUGGAGCUGUGGGGCGCUGGCGCCUGCUUCACCCUGACGGACUACACAGACAGUCAGGGCGGCUCUCUGCGCCUCAUCAAGGACUGGAGGGACGUGGUCAACCAGGUGGGCGACAACCGCUGCCUGCUGCAGUCGCUCAAAGACUCGCCCUAUUACCUGCGCUUCCAGGACAAAGUGUCACUGUGGGAAACCCGUCUGGCCGACCUUGACGAGUACCUCCAGAACCUCAACACCAUUCAGAGGAAGUGGGUCUACCUGGAGCCCAUAUUUGGGCGUGGGGCUUUGCCACGGGAACAGGCCCGCUUUCAGAGAGUGGAGCAGGAUUUCAGGGCCAUCAUGUCAGACGUCCAGAGGGACAGCAGGGUCACGUCUCUCAGCACUCGAGCAGGAAUCAGGAACUCCCUCGUCACCAUCCUGGACCAGUUACAGCGCUGCCAGAAAUCCCUCAACGAGUUCCUGGAGGAGAAGCGUUCUGCAUUUCCUCGGUUUUACUUCAUUGGAGACGACGAUCUACUGGAGAUUCUCGGACAGGCCACAAACCCUACUGUCAUACACACACACCUGAAGAAACUCUUCGCAGGCAUCAGCAGUGUGGAGUUUGAUCCGAGUUUUCAGAGCAUCACAGCCAUGAAGUCCCAGGAGGGUGAGACCGUGCCGCUCCAGAACACCGUCAGCAUCUCCAACGACGUGGAGGUUUGGCUGAGCGCUCUCUCCACAGAGAUGAAAAACACUCUGAAACAUCUCCUGUGUGACUGUGUGGAUGCUGCAAAGAGAGGAAACGUGGAUCCCACGCGCUUUCCUGCUCAGGUUCUGUGUCUGGCAGAGCAGAUCCAGUUCACUGCGGAUGUGGAGAACGCCAUCCGACAGCAGAACCUCCAUCAGCUGGAGCUGGAGCUCACCACCAAACUGGAGAACUACAUCGGCGUAGACACCAACAUGGACGACACCGCAGAAUCAAGAGUUCUGCAGUUGAAACUGAAGGCUCUGAUUCUGGACGUGAUUCACAACAUCUCAGUGGUCCAGAGUCUGAGAGAAGCUCAGAUUGAUAACACCGAUGACUGGAUCUGGAAGAAACAGCUGCGAUUCUACCUGACCGCAGACCAGCGCUGCUCCAUACAGAUGGUGGACGCAGACUUCAGCUACACGUAUGAGUAUCAGGGUAAUGCUCCUAAACUGGUUCACACACCCCUGACGGAUAAGUGCUAUCUAACACUGACACAGGCCAUGAAAAUGGGUUUGGGCGGGAAUCCCUACGGCCCGGCGGGAACCGGGAAGACUGAGUCCGUCAAAGCCCUGGGAGGACUGUUCGGAAGACAAGUGCUGGUCUUCAACUGCGAUGAGGGUAUAGAUGUGAAGUCCAUGGGCCGGAUCUUCGUGGGGCUGGUGAAGUGUGGAGCGUGGGGUUGUUUCGAUGAGUUCAAUCGUCUAGAAGAGGCUGUGCUCUCCGCCGUCUCCAUGCAGAUACAAGCCAUCCAGAACUCACUGAAGAACCACGGGACCAUCUGCCAGCUGCUCAAUAAAGAGGUGGAGUUGGACCCAAAUUCGGGCGUCUUUAUUACUCUGAACCCAGCGGGUAAAGGAUACGGAGGAAGGCAGAAGCUUCCGGAUAAUCUGAAGCAGCUCUUCCGACCGGUGGCCAUGACGAGUCCCGAUAACGAGCUCAUCGCUGAGGUCAUCCUGUAUUCAGAAGGGUUUAAAGAAGGAAAGGCACUUGGACGAAAAUUGGUCGCUAUAUUUAAUCUGGCUAGAGAACUGUUGACGCCGCAGCAGCACUACGACUGGGGUUUGCGUGCGCUAAAGACGGUUCUGAGAGGCUGUGGCAGUUUGCUGCAGUUACAGAGACAAAACAACAACCCCAUGAAGGAGAGCGGGAUAGUGGUUCAGGCCUUGAGGUUGAACACCAUGUCAAAGUUGACGUUUGCCGACAGCUCUCGGUUUGACGCUCUGGUCAGAGACGUGUUUCCUGGAGUCGACUUUAAGGACGUGGAGUAUGAGAUGCUCAGAUCGGCUCUGCUGGCUGUUUACGAAGAGGCACGGCUGGAGAUCAUACCCAGUCAGAUGAAGAAGGCUCUGGAGCUGUACGAGCAGCUGCGGCAGAGGAUGGGUGUGGUGGUGGUGGGGCCCAGCGGGGCGGGGAAGUCCACCCUGUGGAGGAUGCUGCGGGCGGCGCUGGGCAAGAUGGGCCGCGUGGUCAAACAGUACACCAUGAACCCGAAAGCCAUGCCACGCCAGCAGCUCCUGGGACACAUCGACAUGGACACACGAGAGUGGUCCGACGGGGUUCUGACGUCCUCCGCACGACAGGUGGUGCGAGAGCCACAGGAGGUGAGCUCGUGGAUUAUAUGUGAUGGAGACAUUGAUCCGGAGUGGAUCGAGUCAUUAAACUCUGUGCUGGAUGAUAAUCGCUUACUCACGAUGCCCAGCGGUGAGAGGAUUCAGUUCGGCCCCAACGUUAACUUCCUGUUUGAGACCCACGAUCUGAGCUGCGCCUCACCAGCCACCAUCUCCCGCAUGGGCAUGAUCCUCCUCAGUGAUGAAGACACUGACGUGGGCUCUCUGGUGAAGUCCUGGCUGAAACGGGAGGAUGAAGACAACAGAAUGAAUCUGGAGAACUGGCUCAAUGAUUAUUUCCACAGAGCUCUGGACUGGGUUCUCAAACAGAGUGACUUUGUGGUGGACACCAGUCUGGUCGGGACGGUGCUGAACGGUUUGUCCCAUCUGAGAGGGGUCCGAGAGCGAGGACAGUUUGUCGUGGGACUCAUCCGUGGUUUGGGAGGAAAUCUCCCGCUCAAAUGCCGCCAGGAGUUCGCCAAGGAGGUUCUGAGUUGGGCCAGAGAAAGUCCUCCUGACCCCCGCAAGCCCCUGGACACGUACUAUGACUCUGCGUCCGGCCGUCUGUGUGUGUAUGAGCUGCAGCGAGGGGACGGUGUGUGUGUGGACGACCUCAGUAACCCACACAAUCUCCCCGUCAUACACACACCCGACACACAGCGCGGACUCGACCUCUUCACCCCGUGGCUCUCGUCCAAUCACAGGCAGCCGUUCCUGCUGGUGGGGCCAGAGGGAUGCGGGAAAGGGAUGCUCCUGCGCUGUGCGUUCUCUCAGCUCCGCUCCACACAGGUGGCUGUCGUGCACUGCAGCGCUCAGACGUCCUCCCGUCACGUCCUGCAGAAACUCUCACACACCUGUCUGGUCAUCAGCUCCAACACGGGACGUGUGUACCGGCCCAAAGACUGCGAGAGGCUGCUGCUGUACCUCAAAGACAUCAACCUGCCCAAACCUGACAAGUGGGGCACCAGUAACCUGAUCGCCUUCCUGCAGCAGGUCUUGACAUAUCAGGGCUUCUAUGAUGAGAACCUGGAGUGGGUCGGACUGGAGAACAUUCAGAUCGUGGCGUCCAUGUCAGCAGGCGGCGCUGUGGGGCGGCACACACUCACGUCACGCUUCACCUCCAUCGUGAGGAUUUCCACCAUUGAUUAUCCAGACAGAGAGCAGCUUCAGACCAUCUACAGCGCAUAUCUGAAACCCGUGCUGCAAAGGACUCUGGGUAAUGAUCCGACCUGGAGCUCUGCAGGGAAGAUCCACCAGCUCGCCAGCUCAUUGGUGCAGGUGUACGAACAGGUGAAGGCUAAAUUCUCCGUCGAUGAUUACAGUCAUUAUCUGUUCACCCCAUGUUUGCUCACACAGUGGGUCCUGAAUCUUCUGCGAUACGACCUGAGCGCAGGUACAUCGGCUGUAGAUUCAGUGCUGGAGGUGGUGGCGUACGAAGCCCGGCGUCUGUUCAGGGACCGUAUCGUGUCCUCUAAAGAUCUGAAUGUGUUUGAAAACAUCCUGUCCUCCGUCAUCAGGGGCGACUGGGGCUCGGAUGCACUCGACAACAUGACAGAUACAUACUUUGUAACGUUGGCCGCGUCUCACGAGGGCCGUUCUCCUGGUCAGCCGCUCCCGCCUCACGGCAAACCGCUCGGACGUCUCAACGCCGCUGACCUCACUGAGAUCAUACACAAGGGAAUAGUUCUGUACGGCCGUGAUAAUCGUGAGCUGGACAUCCUGUUGUUUCCGGAGGUUCUGGACUACAUGUGUCGAGUGGACCGUGUCCUGAGCUCUCCGGGCGGGUCACUGCUGCUGGCGGGGCGUAGCGGCGUUGGUCGGCGUACAGCUACAUGUGUGGUCAGCCACAUGCACGGGGCGUCACUCUUCACCCCCAAAAUCUCCCGCUCGUACUCGAUGAAACACUUCAAAUCUGACCUGAAGACUGUCAUGCAGUCGGCCGCUGUGGACGGACAGCAGGUUGUUCUGUUGCUGGAAGAUCAUCAGUUUGUUCAUCCUUCCUUCCUGGAGAUGGUCAACAGUCUGUUGUCCUCAGGUGAAGUCCCAGGUUUGUACUCCACUGAAGAGCUGGAGCCUCUUCUGUCAUCUCUGAAAGAUCAGGCAUCACAGGAUGGAUUCACCGGGCCAGUUCUCAACUAUUUCUCCCACCGCGUUCAGCAGAACCUCCAUGUGGUUUUGAUCCUGGACUGCACUAACGAGCACUUCACCAUUAACUGUGAGAGUAACCCCGCCCUCUACAGGAAGUGCUCAGUCCAGUGGAUGGAGGCCUGGUCCGACAGCAGCAUGAAGAAGAUCCCAGAGAUGCUGCUGUCAAGGAUCAAGGAAGCAGAAGACGAGAAAGAUGGAGGCAAACAGAAGAAGAAGAAGAAAUCUGGAUCUGUGCACGCAGAGCUCUAUCGCUCCUUCCUGGCGAUUCACGAGUCGUGUCGGGAUUUCGGAGCCACACCUAGUCAAUACCUGAGCUUCCUGCAGGUGUACCAGACCAUCUACAGCUCCAAACGGACAGAGCUGACCCACAAACAACAGCACCUACAGGCGGGCGUGGCCAAGCUGAAUGAAGCCAAGGCAUUGGUGGAUGAGCUGAAGAGGCGGGCGGCCGAGCAGAGCAGCUUACUGAAGACCAAACAGACCGAGGCUGACGCCGCCCUGCAGGAAAUAACCUCGUCAAUGCAGAACGCUAGUGACCAGAAGACGGAGAUGGAGAAGAUCAAAGAGAGGAUGGCACACGAGGUCUCCAAGAUCGAAGAGAGGAAGAAGAAAAUAGACGAGGAGCUCCGAGAGGUUCAGCCCCUGGUGGACGAGGCAAAGCAGGCGGUGGGGAACAUUAAACCAGAGUCUCUGUCUGAGAUCCGCUCGCUGCGCAUGCCGCCCGACGUCAUCAGAGACAUCCUGGAGGGCGUGCUGAGGCUCAUGGGAAUAUUUGACACGUCCUGGGUCAGCAUGAAGAGUUUCUUAGCCAAACGAGGAGUGAGGGAAGACAUCGCCACGUUUGAUGUGCGCAGUAUUAGUCAUGAGAUACGACAGAGCGUCGAGGAGCUGCUGCAUAGAAACAAGGCAUCCUUCGACCCCAAGAACGCCAAGCGUGCGAGUGCAGCCGCCGCUCCUCUAGCUGCGUGGGUGAAGGCUAACGUCCAGUACUCACAUGUCCUGGAGAAGAUCCAGCCGCUGGAGACGGAGCACGCAGGACUGAUGGAAAACCUGCGCAAGACGGAGAACCGGAAGAACAGGCUGGAAAAAGAGCUGAACUCUGUAGGAGAGAAAGUCCUGGAGCUGAAGGAGAAGUUUCAGUGUCGUACGACUGAAGCAGCUAAACUGGAGUCAGAGGUGAGCAGAGCACAAGAGACCAUCAGCGCAGCCGAGAAACUCCUGCAGCAGCUGGACGGAGAACACACACGCUGGAUCGCACAGGUGGAUGAGAUCAGUGAGGAGCUGGACACUCUUCCUAAGAGAGCUCAACUGUCUGCUGCUUUCAUCACAUAUCUGCCUGCCGCUCCUGAAGACCAGCGGCGCAGCAGCCUCGACCACUGGAUGAGCAGCUCAGGACUACAGAAGUUCGAUCUGCGUCAGUUCCUGUGUUCUGAGAGCGAGCAGCUGAUCUGGAAGAGUGAAGGCUUGCCGUCUGACGACCUGACGAUGGAGAACGCUCUGGUCAUCCUGCAGAUUAAUGAAAACAGAUCACGGAGUGCUUCUUGUCCGUUCUUGAUCGAUCCGUCCUCUCGUGCGACAGAGUGGUUGCGAACGCAUCUGAAAGCGCAUCGUCUGGAGGUCAUAAACCAACAGGAUGCUAACUUCAUGACGGUGUUGGAGUUAGCCGUGCGCUUCGGUAAGACUCUGGUCAUUCAGGAGAUGGACGGUGUUGAACCCGUCCUGUACCCGCUGCUGCGCCGAGAUCUUAUCGCACAGGGGCCGAGAUACGUGGUACAGAUCGGAGACAAAGUCAUCGACUAUAACGAGGAUUUCCGUCUGUUUCUGGCGACCCGUAACCCCAGUCCCUUCAUCCCACCGGACGCCAAGUCUGUCAUCACAGAGGUCAACUUCACCACCACUAGAGCAGGACUGCGAGGACAGCUGCUAGCAUUGACCAUCCAGCAGGAGAAACCAGAGCUGGAGAGCCAAAAAACCAAGCUCCUGCAGCAGGAAGAGGAGAAGAAGAUUCAGCUCGCUCAGCUGGAGGAGUCUCUGCUGGAGACUUUAGCGACCGCUCAAGGGAAUAUCCUGGAGAACAAGGAGCUGAUUGAGUCUCUGAACCAGACUAAAGCCAGCAGCGCUCUGAUCCAGCAAUCUCUGACUGAAUCGCAUCGCCUGCAGACGUCUCUCGACCAGGAAAGAGACGCGUACCUGCCGCUAGCCGAGACGGCCAGCAAAAUGUACUUCGUGAUCACGGAUCUGUCCCAGAUUAAUAACAUGUACCGAUUCAGUCUGGCCUCGUUCCUGCGACUCUUUCACAGAGCGCUGCAGACCGAGCAGGGAAGCGAGAGCACCGAUGUCAGGAUCUCCACGCUGGAGAGCCGUCUGAAGAACAUGGUGUACGAGUAUAUCUGCCGCUCACUUUUCAAGGCGGAUCAGUUGAUGUUUGCGCUGCACUUUGUGAAGGGAAUGAACCCAGAGCUCUUCCAGGAGAACGAAUGGGACGUGUUCACUGGUCUGAUCGUUGGAGACAUGAUUCGCAAGACAGACUCCCAGAAGUCUCUGCGAGAACAGUUUCCAUCUUGGAUUGAUCAGGAGAGGCUGAUAGCCGUGGCUCUGCUCAAGAGCACAUUUCCAGUGCUGUAUCAGUCUCUCUGUCUGAACGACUCAGACCAGUGGCUCACGUUCUCACAAAGUUCCUGCUGCGAACAGGAAAUCCCGCCCCCCAUUGCCAAGAAGAUUUCACUCUUUCAGCAGGUUUUGGUGGUUCAGGCGUUACGGCCGGAUCGCUUACAGAGUGCGAUGGCUGCCUUUGCAUGUCAAGCCUUGGGGAUGAGGGAACUGUCUCCUCCUCCACUGAAUCUGAAGCGUCUGUAUGAAGAGACUCUGGAGUCUGAGCCUGUUUUACUGAUCAUCUCUGCCGGAGCGGAUCCAUCUCAGGAGCUCCUGGAACUCGCCGGUCAGAUUGUGGGGCGAGAAAACUACCAUGAGCUGGCGAUGGGUCAGGGUCAGGCAGACGCGGCUCUCCAGACGCUCAGAGAGUGUGUUCGCUCCGGUGAAUGGCUGUGCUUGAAGAACCUGCACCUGGUCACAGCGUGGCUCCCCCUGCUGGAGAAGGAGCUCAACAGUAUGAAGCCCAAAGCCGGUUUCAGAGUUUGGUUGACUGCUGAGGUUCAUGCAAAGUUCACUCCCAUACUGCUCCAGUCCAGCCUGAAGGUCACCUAUGAGGCUCCUCCAGGCCUCAAGAAGAACCUGAAGCGGACGUAUGAAUCCUGGAGCGCGGAGCAGAUCAGUAAAGGCGGUCACCUGACUCGAGCUCAGUCGCUCUUAUGUCUGGCCUGGUUCCACGCCGUCUGUCAGGAGAGACGCAACUACAUUCCACAGGGUUGGACGAAGUUCUACGAGUUCUCUCUGUCAGACUUGAGAGCCGGCUUUGAGAUCAUUGACAGUCUAUUUGAAGGUGGGAAGGCGUUUCAGUGGGAAUUCGUGCAUGGUCUCUUGGAAAACGCUAUCUACGGCGGCCGCAUCGAUAAUGUGUGUGACCUGCGAGUCCUUCGCUCGUACCUACAGCAGUUCUUUAACGCUCAGCUCCUCUCACAGUCACACACACACUCACGUGUCAAGAAAACACACACUUUCCCGGCUCAGAUAACCCUGCCCAACUCCUGCAGCAUAGCGGAUUAUCGUGCAGUGGUGGACGCUCUUCCUGAAGACGACAGACCCAGUUUCUUCGGCCUGCCUGCAAACAUUGAGCGCUCUGCACAGAGAAUCAUCAGCUCACAGGUGAUCUCUCAGCUGAGGAUUCUGAGUAGGUCUGUAGCAGCUGGCUCCAAAUUUGACAGAGAGAUCUGGUCUAAUGCACUCUCACCUGUGCUCAACCUGUGGAAACGUCUCAACCAGGGUUCCUCAUUAAUCCAUCAGAAGGUGGCUCCGCCCACUGAGGGCGUCGGCUCUCCCGUUCUCUCAUUCGUCCAGCUGGAGCAGUUUAAUGCGGUGCGAUUGGUCCAGAGCAUUCACCAAUCGCUGGCCUCGCUCAGUAAGGUCAUCAGAGGCACAUCCCUCCUGACCGCUGACGUACACAAACUGGCCACUGCGCUCCUCAACCAAGAGUGUCCGUUGAGUUGGCAGAAUAAAUGGGAAGGCCCUGAAGACCCGAUGCAGUAUUUGCGAGCCGUCGUGUCCCGAGCACUUGCGAUUCAGGCAUGGGUGGAGAGGGCAGAGAGGGGCGGACUGCUGUCAGAGAUGCUGGAUCUGUCGGAGAUCUUCCACCCGGACAGUUUCCUGAACGCACUGAGACAAGAGACCGCCAGGUUGAUGAGCUGCUCUAUGGACAGUCUGAAGUUUGUCACGUCCUGGAGGGGUCAGAUUGCUGAAGCGAAGCUGCAAGUGAAGGUCGGCGGCUUGCAGUUGGAAGGUUGUGUUUUUGACGGAAAGCGUCUGGCUGAGAGCCAUCAUGACUCUCCCAGUGUGUCUGCUGUUCCUGCGUGUUACAUGGCCUGGAUCCCACAGAGUGCAAUGGGAAGUUAUUCUCCGGACGAGUGCAUCUCUCUGCCCGUGUACAGCAGCGCUGAGCGUCAGCGUGUGGUGACAAGCGUGCAGCUGCCGUGUGCUGGAGAUCAUGACACAUGGAUCCAGAGCGGAGCGGCGCUUUUCCUCAAACAGCAGUAACACACACACACACACUGUGAGCGCCUCAUAUGCUCACCCUAUACCUCUUUGGCUGCAUAUUUUGUCAUAAUCGCUGCAUUAAAGCUGCUGUGAGACUAAAGAUUUAAUCAGUCUCGUUGCAGGUAUUUAUAUUAUUAAAUAAAAGAGUUUUCAUCAA